Molecule: messenger RNA, 567 nt
Organism: Aspergillus tanneri
Lineage: Eukaryota; Fungi; Ascomycota; Eurotiomycetes; Eurotiales; Aspergillaceae
Product: mitochondrial 54S ribosomal protein mL40
Exons: 2
Coding region: 1-567 (188 amino acids)
Biological process (GO): mitochondrial translation
Molecular function (GO): structural constituent of ribosome
Source: RefSeq, a predicted model, not a curated record
AUGCGGCCUUUGUCGCCCGUUCUCGCCUCGUUGGCGAAUGUAUUCCGGAUUCCAAUUUCCCAGACCCCGUCAAGACCGACCAUCGGUCGUGUGUGCAAUAAACUCCUCACUGAGAAUAAAUCGAUCACGUCCGCCACGCAGCCCAUGGCUGCGCGGUCGUUUUCGACUACGAAUGCUUUAUUAAAGAGAAAGGGGAAUGGCCCUCGGACGGAUCGUCGGAUUACUCUAAUCCGUUACUUCCUCUGGCAUCCACUUACUCCCCGUCCCCUCCGAUUCUCUCGAACGCGGUACCUACGCCAUUGGACGAUCCAUCGUGCCUGGCAACUAUAUCAAGGACAGCAGCGACGGGCGCACCAGCUGGAGCUGCAGCGCCAGUGGCAGGCGAUGUCGGCGGCUUGCGAGGAACUGCGCACCGGGGCGGGAGACGGUGGCAGACUGUUUCGGAAAUCGAUGAUCAAAACGGGUAUCUUCCGGGAUAUGUUUCCUAUUGAGUAUGGACGGUUGCAGACGGAGAGUCCUGGGAAAGAGGGUUGGAAUCAUGAGUGGAAGAGGAUGGAGAAGAAAUAG